Messenger RNA from Bemisia tabaci, 1059 nucleotides. NCBI's taxonomy places the organism in Eukaryota, Metazoa, Arthropoda, Insecta, Hemiptera, Aleyrodidae. The record is from RefSeq and is a predicted model, not a curated record.
UAGCACAUAUGGCCCAGUUCGGGAGGCUUUCAACAUUAAAGACUUCAGAGAGUACUUCCAUUUAGGACCACCAUUGGCAGUUAAUUUCUGCGUCGUGUAUAACAAUGUCACAGAUUUACCAUACUGAGAAGAUUUAAAGUGUCAGAUAAAAACCGCAAUUACAAUCGUUGAACAUGUUACGAUUGUUACGCUCAAGAGUGGUCUGGAUCACCAUCCGAGUUCUGUUUUGUUUAUUUGUAACUAUGGAAGCGGUUGAAAGGAAGUCGAUAAAACGGGAAAAUACUAAAACCUCAAAUUCUACUAAUCAAAAUUCGACCACAAUUACUCCUUCCACUACUCUAAAAGGCAUGAGCGUCAAAAAAACUACACCAGCAGUGUCUGAUUAUUCAAAAGAAAUAGAGACUGUUUUGAAAAAAGAAAAACUGAUCGGACCUAAACUAGUUACUAGAGCACCAAAACAUCUUCUUAAAGUGUCAUACGGUGGAAAACCAGUGCAUCUAGGAACUUCAUUUGACUCAGAUGAAGUAGUGAAUGAACCAACACAUAUCAGUUGGCCUUAUGAAGACAACACGUACUAUACCUUCAUGGUGAUUGGACCUGACGUACCAUCAAGAGAGAAUCCAGAUCCGGAGUUCCUCUCUUCGUGGGAACAUUGGAUGAUCGGAAAUAUUCCUGCGAAUAACUUAUCGGCAGGUGAUGUGCUAUCCGAGUACGUCGGUAUCACUGGCCCCGAGUAUGAAAUAGGGACUCAUCGAUUGGUGUUUUUAGUUUUCAAACAGAAUCCAGUGAGACAAUGGACCCUGGAGGGCAUGACCGUUAAUCAAACCAUAAUGUUCAAGGAGGGCUUACUGAAGAAAAAGGUAAUCGGUUUGAUGAGAUCGUCGUUUUACCCGAGGAGGAUACCAAAGAAGUACAACAUGGUGUUGGACCCAAUCGCUGUCAACUUCUGCGUCGUGCACCAAAAGAAACCCGUAUACGUCGAGCCAACUGAGCCUCCGGACGAGACCGAGACGCCGGAGGACUCGGAAGAACAAGAAGAACUGAGGAGGGCCAAGGCUG